AUGUAUCAUCGCGACAGUCCUCCUCCACCGUUGCUAACCAACCAUCUGGUCGGCACUACCGUUUCGUCACUCCAUCGAUUACGAGAUACAAAUAAUACAGAUGGCGGUUUUUUUGUGUUUGGCGACUUGUCGGUACGUAAAGAAGGCAACUACAAACUCCAUUUUAGCCUCUUUGAGAUCGUGGAGGGAUCCGUCCAGAACAGGAAAACUGUCCUGAGCGACGUGUUCAGCGUUUACACAGCAAAGAACUUCCCAAGCCCGUUGGAGACUACAUUUCUAUCAAGGACAUUCUCUGAUCAAGGCGUCAAGAUACGCAUUCGUAAAGAAAACCGGCUACAGACCUCGUAA
Zychaea mexicana is the source of this 348-nucleotide messenger RNA. RefSeq names its product velvet factor. The transcript has 3 exons. Bases 1 to 348 code for a protein of 115 amino acids. The record is from RefSeq and is a predicted model, not a curated record. NCBI's taxonomy places the organism in Eukaryota, Fungi, Mucoromycota, Mucoromycetes, Mucorales, Lichtheimiaceae.